AAUUUAAUAAAUUACUACUUACAGCUAUCGAUGCCUUGAAGUUGACUUUUUUUUCCAUAUUAUCCAGUUCACUCACUCAAUAGGUACUUGAAUUUCAAAUUAUUCGAAUCGACUCAAAUUAAUAAAUAUCUUAAGAAUUUCUAGUUUUAAUUACCUAGCAAUCUAAUUUAAAAAAUUUACUUUCUUUAUACUUAAGGGCAGACUGACAGAAAACUUUUCACUUAGAGGAGAAUAUAAUCAUUAGAAACUAGAGACAAAUCACAGAAAUAUUUAUAAAGAUAAUAAUCGAAACUUGUAAACUUUUUUGCAACUUUCUCAAUAUGUAAUUGCAGAACAAUUAACAAUAAAUUCUUUAUUCGAUUAAUCCCUUAUUUAUUAUGUCGAGGUAUAAAAAUCCUAUUAUAGUCCUCAAUUAGAUCAUCCAGUAGAAAUGUGUGACAUUUUUGAAAGUCGUUACUUUUCAGUGAUUAAAUUUUUUUUAACAUGCCUUGGACAAUGGCCCUUCGACAAUCGAAGGCGAAAUCGUGUUAUUCAAAUUUUUGUGUUUUGUAACGUUUUUGGCUUUUUUAUUGCUGUGUCAUCUUAUAUGAUUUAUGUAUGGGGAGAUGUGGUUAAGAUGGUAGAAUGUCUUCAAAUAAUGUUCAUAUGUAUCGAUGCUUUGGGAUUUACCAUCGUUUUCCAUGUCAGUCGAAAGAAGUUUAGAAAAAUUUUUUAUAAAAUCAAAUCAAAUUGGAAAAUUUGGUCUUCUGAUGAGGAAAAAGUAAUUAUGUUCAAGUACGCAAACGAUGGAAGACUUCUUACCAAUCUUUGUACUGUAAUUAUGAUGGCCCUGGUACUUGUAGUUCUAAUACCGCCAUUAGUUCCACCAUUUCUUGAUAUUAUUCUACCUCAAAAUGAAUCACGAUAUAAAGAUGUGCCAUUUCCAAUUUAUUAUUUCGCUGAAUAUUACGAGGAACAUUUCUAUUGGAUUUAUGCUUGUGUCUCCUUAAAUUUUCUACUGCAAAUGUUUUUUUUAAUUACUUGUUUAUCUCUUUUGGCGGUAACGAUUCAACAUGCCUGUGGAUUAUUUUCAAUAAUUAGUUUGCAUUUAAGGAAAAUAGAUACCCAUGGUUCUGAAGAGGAAAACUUGAAGGCUGUAAUUUUUUGCAUCAAACAACAUAAUCAAACUAUUGAAUACUGCAACGACGUCGAAUCUUUUUUCAGUCCCUGUCUAUUCUUUGUGGUAAUAGUGAAUUGUAUCUUCUUGUCCUUUUCCCUAAUUCAGGUAGUCUUUAAUCUUAGUGAUAUGAAAAUGAUCAUAAAGCCUGUAAUCUAUAUGUCAGGGGCUUUAGUGAAUCUUCUACUUCACAGUGUUGCUGCACAACGAUUAUUGGACCACAGCAGUGGUCUAGGAGACAAUGUGUACAAUGUUUCUUGGGAUGAAAUGUCAGUGGCGGUAAGAAAACCAUUGCUCCUUAUGAUGAUGAGAAGCAAUCAUCCUUGCAAAAUAACAGCUGGCAAAAUUAUGGAAAUAUCAUUUCGAUUUGCAUCAGCGGCUCUACGCGCUUCAUUCUCGUAUUUUACUCUGCUAUCAUCAACGACACCGUAGAGGGAAACAAAUAUAUUUUAUCUCAAAGAAAAAAGAAGAUUCCUAAAUAAUGAAUUGAAAAUAAGUUUUAGAAAAAAAUCUAAGUGCAUACAGACACAUUAGAAUCAAUGUUAUACUUUUGUAAAAAUAUCAUUAAAAAUCUCUCUUAUUCAGAA
Leptopilina heterotoma is the source of this 1743-nucleotide messenger RNA. Its product is annotated as odorant receptor Or2-like. The coding region runs from base 431 to 1588 and encodes 385 amino acids. Gene Ontology annotation, molecular function: olfactory receptor activity; odorant binding. Gene Ontology annotation, biological process: detection of chemical stimulus involved in sensory perception of smell; sensory perception of smell. Gene Ontology annotation, cellular component: plasma membrane. The record is from RefSeq and is a predicted model, not a curated record. The transcript is spliced from 9 exons. Lineage: Eukaryota; Metazoa; Arthropoda; Insecta; Hymenoptera; Figitidae.